This is a messenger RNA of Cornus florida, 3285 nucleotides long. RefSeq names its product glutamate receptor 2.1-like. Lineage: Eukaryota; Viridiplantae; Streptophyta; Magnoliopsida; Cornales; Cornaceae. Bases 387 to 3110 code for a protein of 907 amino acids. The transcript has 6 exons. Gene Ontology annotation, molecular function: glutamate-gated receptor activity. The record is from RefSeq and is a predicted model, not a curated record. Gene Ontology annotation, cellular component: plasma membrane.
CGUACAGUUUUUAUACCUUUUCUCUUUCUUGAAUUUACGAGAAGUCUCUCAGUAUGUUCAAAGAUUGCUGCUAAGCAGGGAGAAGAAAUGAGAGUGGACUCCAGAUUUCUGUCUCUAGCUAGCUAGGGAUUCAUAUAUCAAAGACACAGGAAGAAGUACCAAAGUCAUGAGGUUGAAAACUGAACCCUUAACAAUUGGGGACUUGGUCCAAACCGUGUUAGGGCCCAUUCUCAUUCUUAUACCACGGUACGUGUAGUGUCCAUGACCAUUGAAAACAACUAACACCGACAGUCGCCUCAAAUUUAAGUGCACCAGUGGAGGGUCAAAAUGCAACAACUAAUGUUGAUGUUGGGCUGAUCCUUAAUUUGGACACCAUAGCGGGAAAGAUGAGUCAGACAUGCAUGUUCAUGGCACUUGAUGAUUUCUAUGCCAACCACAAUUACAACACAAGGAUUGUCCUUCAUAAAAGGGAUUCCAAGAAUGAUAUCGUUGAGGCAGCAUCUGCAGCUGUAGACCUGAUAAAAUAUGUCCAAGUACAGGCAAUACUAGGACCACAAAGUUCCACACAAGCAGAUUUUGUAAUUGAUAUUGGGAACAAAGCUCAAGUUCCUAUAAUUUCUCACGCAACAAGUCCUUUUAUCUCACCCAAGGAAACUCCCUACUUCAUCCGAGCAGCACAGAAUGCCUCCUCUCAGGUUGAUGCCAUUGUUGCAAUGGUUAAAGCCUUUGGUUGGAGGGAAGUAGUGUUGCUCUACGAUGACAACGAUUUUGGAAGAGGGAUUGCUCCAUAUUUAACUGAUGCCUUGCAAAAAAUGAGUACUAAAGUUCCCUAUAGAAGUGUUAUAUCUCCUUCAGCUACGGAUGAUCAAAUCCUUCAAGAACUCUACCAUUUAAUGACCAUGCAAUCUAGAGUCUUUGUGGUGCAUAUGCUACCCCCUCUUGCUUCGCGCCUUUUCUUAAAGGCAAAAGAAGCUGGAAUGAUGAGGGAGGGAUAUGCCUGGAUCAUCACAGACGUGCUUACAAGUCUCUUGGAUUCUUUGGAGUAUACGGUUGUUGAUUCAAUGCAAGGAGUACUAGGUGUGAAGCCUUAUAUCCCAAGAUCCAUGAAGCUGGACAACUUCACUAGGAGAUGGAGAAAGAGAUUUCAUCAAGAGAAUCCAGAAACGGAUAUGAUUGAACUAAAUAUAUAUGGGAUGUGGGCAUAUGAUAGUGUCAUGGCAUUGGCGAUGGCAAUAGAGAGUGCUGAUAUUGCUCAGCCUAUAUUCAACAAACCGGUCGCUAGAGAGAACUUGACAGACUUUGCUGCAAUUGGGACCUCAGAGAUGGGACCUAAACUACUGCAAUCAAUCCGAAAUAUGAGAUUCAAAGGCUUAAGUGGUGAUUUCCAUCUUGUUGAUGGACAGUUGCAGCCAUUGGCCUUUCAGAUAGUGAAUAUAAAUGGAAAAGGGGGGAGGGAAAUUGGAUUUUGGACUCGACAGUAUGGCAUUUCAGAGAAACUGAUGCCCAGUAAGAAGAAUUACAGCACCAAGAAGGAUGAUCUUCGAACCAUUAUAUGGCCUGGUGAAUCUAAUGUGGUUCCCAAAGGUUGGGAGAUGCCGACAAGUGAGAAGAGGUUAAGGGUUGGAGUUCCUUCAAAAAGUGGAUUUGGUGAAUUUUUAAAAGUGGAAAUGGAUCCUCAAACUAAAGCUGUCAUUCCAACUGGUUUCUGUAUAGAUGUGUUCAAUGAAGUCAUGGAUUCAUUGCCAUAUGCUGUCCCAUAUGAUUUUGUUCCCUUUGAAACUGCUGGUGAGAGCGAUGGAAAUUAUGAUGAAUUUAUUUAUCAGGUCUUUCUUGAGAAAUUCGAUGCUGUUGUGGGCGACAUAACCAUUUUGGCAAACCGAUCCAAAUAUGUUGAUUUUACAUUACCUUACACAGAAUCUGGUGUAUUCAUGAUUGUUCCAAUUAAGGCCGAUGAGCGGAAGAAUGCAUGGAUCUUCAUGAAACCUCUAACAAUGGACCUCUGGUUAACAAUAGGGGCAUUUUUCUUUUCCACUGGCUUUGUUGUCUGGGUUCUUGAGCAUCGUGUAAACAAAGAGUUCCGUGGUCCACCUCACAAACAAGUUGGAAUGAUCUUCUGGUUCUCAUUCUCAACUCUUGUUUUUGCUCAUAAGGAGAAGGUGAUGAGCAACUUAACAAGAUUUGUGGUAAUUGUAUGGGUGUUUGUGGUGCUGGUGCUGACCUCCAGUUACACAGCCAGCUUAACAUCAAUGCUAACAGUAAAAAAACUUGAACCUACCAUCACCAAUGUCAAUGAUCUCAUAAGGAAUGGAGAGUUUGUUGGCUAUCAGACGGGAUCUUUUGUUGAGGGGCUUUUGGAAAGUCUGAAGGUUGAUAAGUCCAAGUUCAGAGACUAUAGCACUCUUGAAGAGUAUGACAAAGCCCUUUCCAUUGGAAGUAGAAAUGGGGGAGUUGCUGCAAUAGUUGAAGAGGUUCCUUAUAUCAAGCUCUUCCUUGCAAAAUAUUGUAAAAAGUACACCAUGAUUGGUUUGAACUACAAGACUGCAGGAUUUGGAUUUGCAUUUCCAAAGGGUUCUCCUUUUGUAGCUGAUGUUUCAAGAAGGGUGUUGGAUGUAACUGAGGGGGAUGGAAUGGCCAGACUUGCAAGGAAAUGGUUAGGGGAUGAAGCUGAUUGUGCGGAGCAAGAUGGCACCAUCGUCACCUCCGAUAGCCUCACACUCGACAGUUUUAGGGGCCUUUUCCUCAUUGCUGGCGUGUCUUCAUCCUUUGCUCUCAUCAUGUACUUUUUCAUCUUCCUACACGAGAACAAAGACAUUCUAACCUCGAAUGAAUCAAUCUGGCAAAAGCUAACUGCAAUUGCCAAGAUUUUUGAUGAGGAAAAAGAAAACUCAUCUGAUGCAUCCAAGAAGACAAGUACGAAUAAUGAAGGGCCUGCAAUGGACUCAGGAAAUGCGGUUCCACUAGAUGUUACACCCCAUGGCGCACAAAGUCCAGCCAUCAGCUUCUUCCACAAUUCAGAUGGAUUUUUAUCUCAGGAUGAAGGGUUCUCAACAACAGAACCUGACACUCCGAUCACUACACCGAUCACUAGAGAGAUUACCGAAGAAAGAUGAUGAUUUUCCUAUUGAUAACAUGUCCAUUCUGAUCAUUUUUUGUACAAGUCCAUUCUGAUUAUUUCUUGUACAAGUCCAUUCUGAUUAUUUCUUGUGCAAUACACUGAAAAUAGAAAUCUAGGCUUUACUUAAAUGUACAUAAACUUUACAAAAUUAAUGUACGAAGCUUGAUCUC